Gymnodraco acuticeps is the source of this 5191-nucleotide messenger RNA. RefSeq names its product protein Tob2. Gene Ontology annotation, biological process: regulation of gene expression. Bases 439 to 1635 code for a protein of 398 amino acids. The transcript is spliced from 3 exons. Lineage: Eukaryota; Metazoa; Chordata; Actinopteri; Perciformes; Bathydraconidae. Gene Ontology annotation, molecular function: transcription corepressor activity. The record is from RefSeq and is a predicted model, not a curated record. Gene Ontology annotation, cellular component: nucleus; cytoplasm.
GUUGUCAAACAGUAAAGUUUCACUGGAGCCUCCAUGCAAACUGUCAGCUGAAGAAAAACUGGGAAACCCUUUGGACCUUGCUGAAAUGGGGGCAGCAGAUUAAUAAACACAACACUGGGGUGAGAACAAUAUCCAGUGGUCAGCAUUUGCACCAAGGACUCGACACGUCCGCCUUGAAAUCGAAGACAACACAGGGGAAUUACAAGAGAAACGCAGGAGUCAAGGUAGAGCAUCAGUGACGAUAGUUGGAACCUGAAAACGCCACAUUUGUGACGACAAAGACCGCCUGCAACCUGCCGCCUUCGAGGUGCCUUUACCAUGGUGACACUAAAGGACUCAUACACGUUACAAUAAAGCCAGAGGAAAAACUCCUUGUUACCGUUUGCAUCGCCUCACCCUCGACCCCUUUCCCCCCCCCCACGCUGACCCGGAGCAGCCAUGCAUCUCGAGGUGAAGGUCGCCCUGAACUUCAUUGUGUCCUACCUCUACAACAAGCUGCCUCGGCGCCGUGCCGAUCUGUUUGGCGAGGAGCUGGAGAGGAUACUGAUUUCUCGGUUCGAGGGUCACUGGUACCCCGAAGCCCCUCUCAGAGGUUCUGCCUUUCGCUGCAUUCACCUGGGAGCUCCGAGGGACCCCGUGGUGGAGUUAGCCGCCAAGAGGAGCGGCUUGGACACGGAGGAAGUUCGUGCAAACGUUCCUGCAGAGCUCAGCGUGUGGAUCGACCCGUACGAGGUUUCCUACCAGAUCGGAGAGAAGGGGGCGGUGAAGGUCCUCUACCUGGAAGAGACUCCUGGACUCGGGUGUGACGGAGAGAUGCCGGAGGGGCCCACCAGAGAGGGAGACUCAGAGGCGGAGGAGGCCAAGAGUUUGGGGUUCAACCCGGACGCUCAGGUGUUCGUUCCGAUCGGCAGCCAGGCGUCGCCCGCCCUCAUGCCCUCUCUCUCCAGCUCCCCCACCCCGAUGUCCACCGCCCUCUUCAGCUACCCGAGCUCCAGCACGCCCCCCGACCCCUCUGCCCACUCCUCCAACACCUCCACCCCCUCCCCCCCCAGCGGCGGCCUGCCCUACCUCUCCGCUCAGCAGCAGCCGCCGCCCUCCUCCAUCCCCACCGCCCGCCCCCAGCCCAUCACCUUCACCACCGCCAGCUUCGCCGCCACCAAAUUUGGCUCGACCAAGAUGAAGAAGUGCAGCGGUGCCGGGUCAACAACUGGCUCCAAUGUCUCCAUCCUCCCCCCUGCUCAGAGGAUGCUCACCCACUCCCCCACCGCCAUCUUGGCUCCGGACCUGCUGAAGCACAAGCCUCUCUCUCUGUCCUUGCACUCCCUCGGAGGCGCUCCCAUCGCCAGCCAGCUCUCCCCCAACGCCAAAGAGUUCGUGUACCCAGGAUCGCCGGGCGCCCUUUACUUCGAUGCUGACUCCCAGCCCAUGCAGCCUCACGUCAGCCCGUUCCAGCCGCCACACUCCCAUCCGACCUUUGACCCCUUCUCUAGCCCUCCUCCGCCCCCCAGCGUUGGCAUCAUCGGCAGCAGCGGGGGAAUCCCCUACAUGGAGAAGCCCCCGUUUGUGGAGGGUCUAGGAAGCUACAACCUGCAAUACCCCAGCCAGUCCUUCCAGCCGGUGGUGCUGGCCAACUAAAGCCUUCAUUUGUAACGAAAAAGAAAUGUUGUCCCGAGGUGGGUCUGAAAAAUGACGCUCCAGAUAUUUUUUUUCUAACAAAUUGUUCCGAUACUAAUACGCGUUGAGAAUUAGUUUUACUACGAGGAUUUAAAAAGUACCACGUCCACUGAAUAAUGAAAUGUAGUUUGUUACCUCCAAUCCCCGCCCUAUCUUUUCAUUCGUUGCUUUCGUCCGUUUGCUUUGAUGACAGGAGUGGGUGGGGAGGGGUGGGUUCCUUUCUACGUUUGAGUCGUUGCCAAUCGCUUUUAUGUUUAUUCCUUUGCAUUGAAUGUUAACGUUAAGGACUUGUUUUUGUUUUGUGGUUUAAUGGACCCGGCUCUAGUGUAGCUCCACUUUUGCACUGCACUGUCAUGCUGUGAAAGAAGCUCUUCGCCAAGUCCUGCAGGGAACGACGGCUGUGGAAAGCUCAGCACUUUGCUCUGCAAUCUGCUCUGCCCUACUUGCCACAAAUACAGAGAAGGGGGGGGUCUGCUGUGUGUGCGUGCGUGUGUGUGUGUGUGUGUGUGUGUGGCGCUGCUCUGUUUUGUUGUGGCUCAGCGUGAUGGAGAGACCCAUUGUUUGUACGAUUGUGGGCCCUCUCCACUAGCAGUUUGUCGUCAGCUGGGAUGUGUGUACAUGACACGGGUUUAAAUGAAGCGAGAGCAGUGGAGUGAGCAGAAAGGCAGCUUGGGGGAGUAAAGGAGCGAUGUAGGGGAAUGUAUUGCAUCUGUCAGGGGGGAUACUGCAGCUAGGAAGGUCAGGGAAACCUUGGUGGAGAAACGGGUUUGCAUUUUAAGACUUUAACCGAGCGUUGAUGCCUCAAUUUAACACACUGGGAUGUAAAUGAUGCUUUCAUACGUGCACACACGCAGGCGGUCGUGUGAGAAGGUGAAGAAGAAUGCAGCAGGCAUUGUGAUAAAUGGCUUAGCAUGACUUUGAGGGAGAGCUUUUCCUCUGCACGAAGAAGGAAGUGAAAGGGAGAGCAGCAGCUAGAGGCUUCUUUCGCCUCGGUGUUAUCCAGGCUGUGGAGAGAUUUAAAACCCAGAACACGUUUGCCGUGAGCUUAAAUGGUAUUGAAGCCAACCAUUCUCUCCCUCCUCUUGAAAUUCUCCUCUUCUCCUCUGGUUGCUGACAAAAGAUUCAUACAGAUGAGUGAUCCUCAAUCGGUCUGCUGCUUUUAUUGGUUAGAUUUUAAGUCUGCUGCACGUCUCUAACAAUGGUUUGUUUACCAGCCGGGUCCAUGUGAUUGUUGGUGAGUCUCUGCAGGGAGGGGUAGCUCUCAGAUGAGCAGCACUUUAUUUCUGAGGCGCUACAUCGUUCCUUUAGCCUCCAUGAAAUGCUUUAGAGAUUCAAACAGUGCAGAUGCAAGAUUGAGGAGAUGCUGUUUAUUUGAAUGUUUCCAGAAACCUAUUAAUGAGGACCCUUGACUCUGGGUUUGCAACGUGACAUCUUGUCAUAUGCAUGGAAGAUUUUAUUUCUUUGUUUUUGUUUCAAGGGGAUGGGUGGGGAGGUCUGUAAAUGUCAUUAUGAUUGUGAGGGGAAAGAUGCAUUUAUAUUGUUUUGUAAUUUAUUUCUAUAUAUUUUUGUUUUUUUCUGCAAAAAUGAUCACUGACAUUUGUACGAGUAAAGACAUGACAAGUCCAGGAAAUAUGUAUAUAUACAAAGUUCUUACGUUCAGAUUUAUUUGUUUAGUUUCUUACAUGCCGAGGUUAUUUUUUCAGAAAAUAACGUGAAUAUAUGCAAACCGAGACAAAAAUAAAGAUGUACAGAAUAAAGUAUUGAAUGUGUAUUGUACCUUGUACCUUUUUGGCAUUUGUCUAAUAAGACGGGUAAAUGUAUUCAUUCUUCAAGUCGGAUUUGAAGUUUAAGAUGUGAAUGUUUACAAAGGGUUUGUGUAGGAAAGAUGGCUGAUUUCACUUUUGUUCCGUGCUCCCAGGGCAGUCUCACAACACUACUCCCCAUUGGCAGUGCAUUGAAACCAAAAAUUACACAUUUCAGAUUUGUUAUUGUCCAUUUCCCUUUUUUUUCUUCUAUUGUCAAUUCCCUACGUAUUUAGUUACCCUGCUUGUCUUUUAUCCUUCGAGCUAAAAGUACCAUUCAUUUUUCCCCACUUUAUUUAAACACAUUUUCACUACCCCCAAUAGGCAAUGCAUUUAGACAAACGAUCCACAUUUCGGAGUUAUUCUUAAGUGAAAUGUCCAUUUAUUUUGGUGAAUCCCCUACAUAUUUAUUACAUUCCCUACAAGUUACUUAUCUUUUUUCCUACUUUAGUUAAUAAUCACGUCUACUCUACUUCCCAUAGAAAUGUAUUUAAACAAAACAAUUUACAUUUCAGAUAUAUUCAAGGCCAAGUCCUUCCCUCUUUUCCUUUUUUUUGUUGUAAAUUCAAUACUUAUUUAGGAUCACAAUUCAUUUUGUGAGAUUUCCUACAUUUAGUUUUUGUUUUACUCCCAUCCAACCAACACUACUCUCUAACACUCCUUGACUUCUUUUGUUUGCUACGAAAGCACCUAACCCAGAUAAAUCAUAUUUACUAGAACAAAACGCCCCCUUAUAUUAUAUAUCCCAUCACAUUUCACUUUGUCUCACUUCAUCUUUUUCCCUUUCUCCCCAGGUCCUUUGGUCCUGGUACUAUAGCCAUAUCCCAGACUGUCUUUGCUUACACAGACGCUCGCUCUUCUCCAGUGCAAUGUAAUGCCAUAGUUUAAAUUACCCUGAAGGAUUUAAGGGGUUUCUACCUCUCUGCACCCGGGAAAAAAAAUACAAAAAUCAGUAUAUCGUCUCAAUGAGAAGACAGUGUUACGGAAAGGAUGAAGGAAAUGAAUGUGCUGUGAAUGUGAUCUGUUUAUUAGGCUACACCCUGGUUGAGAUGGCCUGCGGAUAAUAAAUAAGGGAAACAGAAUUGUUUUGUGUUUAAACAUGACAGUCACAUGCAUGUCCAAAAUGACUAAGUGACCAUUUUUUUUUCAUAUUUGUGAGAUUAUUCUUAGCAAACGAGGUGUUGUUAAAUUUCGUCUGUAUACAAAUCGGGCUCCUCUGAGGAUGUGACGAUGACUGUAAAAGAGUAAAUGCUGGUUUGUGUUUUUUCACGCUUUUCUAAACGCACUCCAAACGCAGGCCAUUCAACAAUCAGGGUUGAACGUUAUUAAGGAGGAAAAACAAGAAUUUUGUAUUCUGAUGUCCGUUUGCUUAUAUCGAUGUGUGCGUUUUAUUUUGCACUUUGGAAUAUUGCAUUGUCAUAAAAGAAGUUUAUUUUCUAUGUAAAAAAUGUAACAUUUAAGAGUACAAAUAAAUAUAAUUAAAAGUUCAGAUGUAUAAAUAUAGUGCUUUCUUUCCUGCCUGUAUUUUAUUAUUUUUGUUCCUAUUUUGUAUCUGAUCUGUACACCCUGUAUGUAAUGAAUCUUUCACUACUGAAAUGCAAUGACCUGUUUUCUGUGCUGCCCCACCCCCGGGAAUGGGGAGUUACUACUGCAGUUUCUUAUUGUAUCAGAUUCUUUUUUAAGUUUGUAAUAAAAUAAACAGAUUGGCAAAAAAA